Messenger RNA from Bubalus bubalis (water buffalo), 3679 nucleotides. RefSeq names its product baculoviral IAP repeat-containing protein 2. The transcript is spliced from 9 exons. The coding region runs from base 1769 to 3577 and encodes 602 amino acids. NCBI's taxonomy places the organism in Eukaryota, Metazoa, Chordata, Mammalia, Artiodactyla, Bovidae. Gene Ontology annotation, molecular function: cysteine-type endopeptidase inhibitor activity involved in apoptotic process. Gene Ontology annotation, biological process: negative regulation of apoptotic process; regulation of cell cycle. The record is from RefSeq and is a predicted model, not a curated record. Gene Ontology annotation, cellular component: spindle microtubule; cytoplasm; nucleus.
CGGGGCCGGACCCCAACGCGCGACGCCGGGGAGAGGCGCUUCGCCCGCACGGGGGCGUUUCUGCAGGGCUUCCCGCGGCUCGCGCUUCGUCACGUCCCCCUCAGGAGAAGGUCAGGAACGGCCAGGGAACGAAACGUCAGAAGUACCCACGCCGCGAGAUGAAAAGUCAGAAUACCAAGCUGAGGCCCGGCUCCGCAGCCCCCGCCAGCUGACCCACGGCCAGGCCCUCCCGCCCGCGCGCGCUCCCCUAGUCACGCCAGACCCACACUUCCGCCCUCAGACGCCCCGGCGCCUUCGGGCUGCGUGACGUGAUCCCGGCCGGCGCGCUGACGUCAGCGGGCGUCGGCGUGGGCCUCGCGCGGGCGGGGAGCCUGUGGCGCGCUGGAGCCCAGCCACCCGGCCGCCCCCUUUUACCGGCGUCGCUGUUCAAGGGUCUGAGGAGGCUCCGGGCGGCUGAGCAAUUUCCGCGUUUGCUGCGCCGGCCCCGCGAUUUACAGCCCUGAAGAAUCUACUUUUUUCCCAUCAUUUUUUCCCCUGCAGUAAUAAAUCCCAUUAUGGACACCCAGAAACUUUAUAAAGGGAUAUAGUUUGAAUUCUGUGGAGUGUAAUUUUGUGUAUGACUUAUGCUUUUAAAAUAUGAAGGGUUUUCAGAAACAAGGCUAGUAGAGUUAAUUACUGGCAUAUUAUGCAUAAGCACUGUUGGUGAUAGAGUAUCUUGUUAGGCAUUUGUGAUAAUACUAGAACAGUCAAGCUGUAUCUUGAUAAACUUGAUUUACCUUUAAAUAUAAAAUGAGUGAUAUUGUAGAUGCAUGAUUCUUAAAUGAAAGACAAGUUAUGUAAAAAAGUUCUGCUGUAGAAACUUUAUGGUUAACUAGUUAAGUUUAUGGAGGCAAUACCUUCAGUUGACCAAAUAUAAUAAAGUGGUAUGCAAAGUUAGGAAGAAAGACAACAUAAUGAUGCUGCAGGAAAUGAAAACAAAUAUAGACAGUAUUAACAAAGAUGAGUUAGCGGCUUGUGAGUUUUAACAUCGUACACAGUAUAACAGAUAUAGGUUCAACAAUGCUUGUAGGUGUUGACAUCCUCCAAAAUUGUUAACUGAAGCUACUUUAACUUUCUUAAGUAAAUACUAUGAUGAUAAGCUAUGUGAAAUUAGCCUUUAGAUAAUGUGACCAUAUGAAGACUUAUUUACUAGAAUAAAAAGAUUUUUUUAUAAAAAAUAAGAGUGCUUGGAGGGAAAGAAGUCUGCAUGUAGUUUUUUUUCUCUUAUAGGAUGGCCAUUAAUUGGCUUGAUAUCCAGGCUUUGUAAUUUGUAACCAAAAGCAAAUUAAAGGCAUAAAUAUUGUGUCUUUGUUUAGAAUAUUGGGAAUAUAAACUUCCUUGAAAAAUCAAGGAGUGUUAAACAUAUUUUCAAAAGUGUCUCAACUUCUUUCAGUCUGCUUAGUAUUAUACCAGAUAGUGAACAGAGAUAGCACUUGAGUUAAUAAUAGUCGUAAAGAGUAUUAAAUAGUAUUUUGAUAAUAUAGGAGAGAGAGUCAUCCUACCUGAGUGUAAAUUCAGAUGUAAAUCCAGUAAAGAAGGUGUAGUGAAUUUUAUGUAAGUAGGAGCCUAUCAUUUGAUUCUUUUUUAAUGGUAAAAAAAAAUCUAAUGUGAAGAGAAGAAAGAUUUCAUGUAAAGGAUUUUUGCUAUCAAAAAGUAAAAAUCACUCAUGCACAAAACUACCUCCUAAAGACUUGUCCCAGAUCCCUCGUAUCGAAAAAUUAAGAGUGUGAUGGAAGACAGCACAGUCUUGUCAAAUUGGACAAUUGGCAACAAACAAAAAAUGACAUACGACUUUUCAUGUGAGCUCUACCGAAUGUCUACAUAUUCAACUUUCCCCACCGGUGUUCCUGUCUCAGAAAGGAGUCUUGCUCGUGCUGGUUUUUAUUACACUGGUGUGAAUGACAAGGUCAAAUGCUUCUGUUGUGGCCUGAUGCUGGAUAACUGGAAACAAGGAGACAAUCCUAUUGAGAAGCAUAAACAACUGUAUCCGAGCUGUAGCUUUAUUCAGAAUCUAGUUUCUGUUACUAGUCUGGAAUCCACUUCUAAGAAUGCUUCUUCUCCAAUGAGAAACAGUUUUACUCACUCAUUAUCACCCACUUUGGAACAUGGUAGAUCAUUCAGUGGUUCUUAUUCCAACCUUUCACCAAACCCUAUUAAUUCUCGAGCAGUCGAAGACUUUUCCCCAUUGAGGACUAACCCCUACAGUUAUGCCAUGAGUACUGAAGAAGCGAGAUUUCUUACUUAUCAAAUGUGGCCAUUAACCUUUCUGUCACCAUCAGAAUUGGCAAGAGCUGGCUUUUAUUAUAUAGGACCUGGAGACAGGGUAGCCUGCUUUGCCUGUGGUGGGACGCUAAAUAACUGGGAACCAAAGGAUGAUGCCAUGUUAGAACACCAGAGACAUUUUCCCAACUGUCCAUUUUUGGAAAAUUCUCUGGAAACGCUGAGGUUCAGCAUUUCAAAUUUGAGUAUGCAGACACAUGCAGCUCGCCUGAGAACAUUUAUGUACUGGCCAUCUACUAUAUCAGUUCAGCCCGAGCAGCUUGCAAGUGCUGGUUUCUAUUAUGUAGGUCGCAAUGACGAUGUCAAGUGCUUUUGUUGUGAUGGUGGCUUAAGGUGUUGGGAAUCUGGAGAUGACCCAUGGGUAGAACACGCCAAAUGGUUUCCAAGGUGUGAGUUCUUGAUACGCAUGAAAGGGCAGGAGUUUGUUAGUGAGAUUCAAGCCAGAUAUCCUCAUCUUCUUGAACAGCUGUUGUCAACUGCAAAUACUUCUGGAGAUGAAAAUGCUGAUCCACCAAUUGUUCAUUUUGGACCUGGAGAAAGUUCUUCAGACGAUGCAGUCAUGAUGAAUACACCUGUGGUUAAAGCUGCCUUGGAAAUGGGCUUUAGUAGAAGCCUGGUAAAGCGGACAGUUCAGAGUAAAAUCCUAACAACUGGAGAGAAUUACAAAACAGUUAAUGAUAUUGUGUCAGCACUUCUCAAUGCUGAAGAUGAGAAAAGAGAAGAAGAAAAGGAGGAAGAGAAGGAAAGACAAACUGAAGAAACAGCAUCAGAUGAUUUGUCAUUACUUCGGAGGAAUAGAAUGGCUCUCUUUCAACAGUUGACGUGUGUGCUUCCUAUCCUGGAUAAUCUUUUAAAGGCCAAUGUAAUUAAUAAACAGGAGCAUGAUAUUAUUAAGCAAAAAACACAGAUACCUUUACAAGCAAGAGAACUGAUUGAUACCGUUUUAGUUAAAGGAAAUAGUGCUGCCAACAUCUUCAAAAACUGUCUUAAGGAAAUUGACCCUACAUUAUAUAAGAACUUGUUUGUGGAAAAGAAUAUGAAGUAUAUUCCAACAGAUGUUUCAGGUCUGUCCCUGGAAGAGCAGUUGAGAAGGCUGCAAGAAGAAAGAACUUGUAAAGUGUGUAUGGACAAAGAAGUUUCUAUUGUAUUCAUUCCUUGUGGUCAUCUGGUAGUAUGCCAGGAAUGUGCCCCUUCUCUAAGAAAAUGCCCUAUUUGCAGAGGUAUAAUUAAGGGUACUGUUCGUACAUUUCUCUCAUAAAAGAAAAAUAAGCUGUAUGUUAGCUUAUGUAUAAAAAUCUUUAAAAUAUUGUCUAAAGUUGUUUGAAGUAAAAAAAGGAAUUACUGAUUCCUUAAUUAGUAA